Entrophospora sp. SA101 is the source of this 5307-nucleotide messenger RNA. Lineage: Eukaryota; Fungi; Glomeromycota; Glomeromycetes; Entrophosporales; Entrophosporaceae. The record is from the annotation of a GenBank genome assembly.
AUGUCGGUCUCUUUGAUCGAACAUCCUGAAACUAUGGAUGAAACCGGUCGACCUAAGCAAGGCGGUUUACUGGAUCCACGUAUGGGAACUAUUGAUAGAAAUUUUAAAUGCCAAACUUGUGGAGAGGGCAUGUCAGAGUGCCCUGGUCACUUUGGUCAUAUAGAACUCGCUAAACCUGUGUUUCACGUUGGAUUUCUACCAAAAGUCAAAAAGAUCUUGGAGUGUAUCUGUCUUAAUUGUGGUAGAUUGAAAACUGACGAAGUGAUUUGGGAUAUUUGUAAAACAAAAAUGAUUUGUGAACGAGGUGAAAACAACGAGAAUGAGAAUGAGAAAAGCAAUGAUAUCGAAGAAAUUGAUACAUCCAUCAUAAAGCCAAUUCAACAAUUACCUAUAACUGAUGAAGAUUUAGGGCUAGGUAAAAGAAAGAAAUCACAUAAUGGUUGUGGUUCUCGUCAACCUAUUGUCCGUAAAGAUGGUUUAAAAUUAUACAUUUCAUAUAAAAAUAGAGAAGGCGAUGAACAAGCAGCUGCUCAAGACACUAGACAGCCUUUUACACCCAGUCAGGUACAUGCCUUAUUCAAAAAAAUACCAUCACAAGAUCUUGUAGCCAUGGGUCUCAAUGAAGAUUUUGCUAGGCCUGAUUGGAUGAUCAUCACAAUACUUCCUGUUCCACCUCCACCUGUUCGUCCAAGUAUACAAGUUGAUGGAUCCGGUAGAGGUGAAGAUGAUUUAACUCAUAAAUUAUCAGACAUAUUAAAAGCAAGCCAAAAUGUAAGACGUUGCGAAACCGAAGGACAUCCUAACCAUGUAUUAAACGAAUUCGAAGCAUUGUUACAGUUUCAUUGUGCAACCUAUAUGGAUAAUGAAAUAGCUGGACAACCCCAGGCAUUACAAAAAUCGGGUAGACCAUUAAAAUCCAUAAGAGCUCGUUUAAAGGGUAAAGAAGGUCGUCUUAGAGGAAAUCUUAUGGGUAAACGUGUAGAUUUCUCUGCUCGUACAGUAAUUACUGGUGAUCCAAACAUAUCGGUUGAUGAAGUUGGUGUACCUCGUAGCAUAGCUCAAAAUUUAACAUUUCCAGAAUUAGUAACGCCUUUUAAUCUUCCACAUUUACAAAGUUUGGUUGAACGAGGCCCUACCGAACAUCCUGGUGCUAAAUAUGUUAUAAGAGAUACAGGCGAAAGAAUAGAUCUCAAGUACACAUUAAGCUCAGCCUCUAGUGUUAGACUACAAUUAGGUUGGAAAGUGGAACGUCAUAUUAACGAUGGUGAUAUAGUGAUAUUUAAUCGUCAGCCGUCAUUACAUAAAAUGUCAAUGAUGGGACAUAGAGUUCGUGUGAUGCCAUAUUCAACAUUUCGAUUAAAUUUAUCCGUGACAACUCCUUAUAAUGCUGAUUUUGAUGGUGAUGAGAUGAAUAUGCAUGUUCCUCAAUCCGUCGAAACCAAAGCUGAAAUAUCCGAAAUUUGCAUGGUACCAAAACAAAUCGUAUCGCCCCAAUCGAAUAAACCAGUCAUGGGUAUUGUGCAAGAUACUUUAUGUGCUGUUCGUAAAUUCACAAAAAGAGAUUGCUUUUUAACAAAGGAUCUUGUGAUGAAUAUAAUGAUGUGGGUAUCUAACUGGGAUGGAAUCCUUCCUAUACCAUGUAUCAUAAAACCAUAUCCUUUAUGGACUGGUAAACAAAUUCUAAGCAUGAUCAUACCUAAGGGUAUAAAUUCUGACAAUCUUCGUCAUUCUACUCAUCCUGACAACGAGAAUACAGAUAUUUCACCUGGUGACACUAGAGUAGUAAUAGAAGAUGGUGAAUUGCUUUGUGGUAUAGUUUGUAAAAGAACUGUUGGAACAUCCCAACAAGGAUUGGUCCAUGUAAUAAUGCAAGAAUUAGGCCCGGAGAGAGCCAAAGAAUUUUUAAACGGUUGUCAAGCUGUUGUGAAUCAAUGGCUUUUACAAAAUGGAUUUAGUAUAGGAAUAGGUGAUACAAUAGCAGAUAAAGAAACCAUGGUAACAAUUACACAAACUAUUGAUGCAGCUAAACAACGAGUACAUAAAAUCAUUAUAGAUGCUCAAAAUAAUAAAUUAGAAUGUUUACCUGGUAUGACAAUAAGAGAAACAUUUGAAAGCAGGAUUAAUAAAGAAUUGAAUACAGCUCGUGAUUCUGCGGGUAGAAGCGCCGAGAAAAGCUUACGUGAAGAUAAUAAUGUUAAACAGAUGGUAAUCGCUGGUUCAAAAGGAUCUUUCAUUAAUAUUUCUCAGAUGACAGCUUGUGUCGGACAACAGAAUGUUGAGGGUAAACGUAUACCUUUUGGUUUUAAAUUUCGUACUUUGCCACAUUUUACAAAAGAUGAUCAUAGUCCAGAAAGUAGAGGUUUUGUAGAAAAUUCCUAUUUACGAGGUUUAACACCACAAGAAUUCUUCUUUCAUGCUAUGGGUGGUCGUGAAGGUUUAAUUGAUACUGCCGUCAAGACUGCAGAAACUGGUUAUAUCCAACGUCGAUUGGUAAAAGCGUUAGAAGAUGUAAUGGUGAAGUAUGAUGGAACAGUGCGUAAUUCAUUGGGUGAUAUAUUACAAUUCUGUUAUGGUGAAGAUGGAAUGGAUGCUUGUUUUGUUGAACCCCAAACUCUUGACACAUUACAAUUGUCAAAUGAUGUUUUCGAUAAUAAAUAUAUGAUUGAAUUGCCAAAAGAACCAGAAAAGGACAAAACAAAAGAAGGAACAGAAAAUCUUGAUGACAAACCGAAAAAAUCACUUGAACAAUCUGUUAAAGAUAAAAUAAUUUCUGAAUAUAAUCAAUUAAAAGAAGAUAGAAGAAUGUUACAAACAUUUAUAUUUCCUAAUGGUGACAAUAGGUGGCCAUUGCCUGUUAAUAUAAAAAGACUUAUAAAAAACGCACAACAAAAAUUCAAUAUAAGAAACUCACAGAAAAUAGCAUCUAACCUUCAAUAUGUUGAGGUGAUCUCCAGUGUUGAGGAAGUAAUCAAGAGAUUAAAAGUAAUUAAUGGAACUGAUAAGAUUAGCGAAGAAUCGCAGGAAAAUGCCACAUUACUUUUCAAAAUUUUGCUGAGGUCAUGGUUAUCCAGUAGACGCGUUAUUGAAGAAUAUCAUUUAAAUCAACAGGCUCUGCAAUGGGUAUUGGGUGAGAUAGAAUCACGUUUUAGAAAGGCACUGGUAGCUUCAGGCGAAAUGGUUGGUACAAUAGCUGCACAAUCAAUUGGUGAACCUGCAACGCAAAUGACUUUAAACACUUUCCAUUAUGCUGGUGUGUCAAGUAAAAAUGUUACGCUUGGUGUACCUCGUCUAAAAGAAAUCAUCAACGUCGCCAAAAAUAUAAAAACACCAUCUGUGCAUAUUUUCCUUAUUGAUAAUUAUUCACGAGAUGAGUACUUGGCAAAAGAAAUUCAAAGUAUUAUUGAAUACACAACAUUAAAAACCGUCACACAAAAAACAGAAAUUUGGUACGAUCCUGAACCAUUUUCUUCAUUAAUAGAGACCGAUAAAGAUUUCGUGGAAUUGUUUUUCCAGAUGGAAGAAAAUAACAACCACAAUUCUUCAACAGGAUACCAAUCACCAUGGGUUCUACGUUUUGAACUUAAUCAUUCAGUUUUACUUGAUAAAAAAUUGCCUAUGGAUGUGGUUGGUCACAAGAUACAAGAAGAUUUUUCUAGAGAUAUACAUGCAAUUUGGAAUGAUGAUAACAGUGACAUGAAGAUUAUUCGUUGUCGAAUAAUAAGUGAACCGGGUACAACAAAAGAUCAUAUUGAAGAGGAGAAUGGAACAAAGAUUGAGGAAGAUGUAUUUUUAAAACGUGUGGAAAACAAUAUGUUAAAUACUAUCGGUCUUAGAGGUAUCAAAAAAAUCAAUCGGGUGUAUUUGAUUGAAAGUCAAAAAACACGCAUUUAUGUCAACAAUGAGGGUAAAAUAACUAAGGAAAAUGAAUGGGUACUGGAAACUGAUGGGUCAAAUUUACAAGAGGUUUUGAAUGUUCCAAAAGUUGAUUAUACACGUACAUAUUCAAAUAACUGUGUGGAAAUUAUGCAAGUAUUGGGUAUUGAGGCUACUCGUGCUGCCUUAUUAAAAGAACUUCGUGGUGUUAUUGAGUUUGAUGGAUCAUAUGUGAACUAUCGUCAUUUGGCACUUUUAUGUGAUGUGAUGACUUCUCGAGGUCAUCUAAUGGCAAUAACACGUCAUGGUAUAAAUCGUGCUGAGACAGGUGCAUUGAUGAGGUGUUCUUUUGAGGAAACAGUAGAAAUAUUAAUUGACGCAGCAGCAGUUGGUGAAGUAGAUGAUUGUAAAGGCGUAGCGGAAAAUAUAAUGUUGGGUCAAGUGGCUCCUUUGGGUACAGGUGAAUUUGAUGUAUAUUUGGAUCAAGAAAUGUUGAAGAACACUCCUCCUGUUGGUGAAAGAAGAAUGAUAACUGGUGAAACCACCGAAGAAAUCCAACAUCCUAUUAAAAAUAAUCUUGGUGCCAUGACACCACGUAUAACGUCUAGUAUGACUCCAUAUAUUUUAGGUGCUCAAUCGCCUGGAGGUUAUGGCUCAACACCAAUGUAUAUUAGUCCUAAAUCGCCUAGAAUUGAUCAACCUUCUUCUCCAGCAUUUUCGCCACUUUUGGACUCCGGUAGUGGUAAACCUGUUAUGGUUGGGGCAGGAUUAUACGGAUGGAAUGAACAGGCAAGUCCUAUGUAUGGACCAACAUCUCCACAAUAUUCACCAAGUUCACCUAUUCCAGCACAAAUAUCAUCAUUCACUCCCACUAGUCCUGCGUAUAGCCCUACAAGUCCAACCUAUUCACCUACAAGCCCUACAGGAGGUUACAAUAUUAUGGGUGGUGUAUCAACGAAUAUGCCAAUUGUUACACCAUACAGACAACAAAUUGGAACUAGCCCAUCAUAUUCUCCAACCAGUCCAUCAUAUUCGCCUAAUUCACCUAGCUAUUCACCAACAUCUCCAAGUUACACUCCAACAUCUCCAAAUUAUACUCCAACAUCUCCAAAAUAUUCACCCACCACAUCAAAUUAUUCACCUACUUCACCAAGUUAUUCACCAACAUCACCUAAUUAUACACCAACAUCACCAAGAUAUUCAUCUACUGCUCCUUCUGCACAUUAUUCACCAACAUCACCAACAUAUUCGCCCACCUCACCAAAUUAUUCACCCACCUCACCAAGUUACUCGCCAACAUCACCUAAUUAUACACCAACAUCACCAAGAUAUUCAGCUACUGCUCCUUCUGUGCAUUAUUCACCAACAUCACCAACAUAUUCACCAACGUCACCAAGUUAUUCACCAUCGUCGCCUCAUUAUUCACCGUCAUAA